Molecule: messenger RNA, 1335 nt
Organism: Desarmillaria tabescens
Lineage: Eukaryota; Fungi; Basidiomycota; Agaricomycetes; Agaricales; Physalacriaceae
Exons: 1
Coding region: 199-948 (249 amino acids)
Source: RefSeq, a predicted model, not a curated record
GAGGAAGCGCAACCGGCUUUCGGACCGGAAAGGAUGCAAACGUACAAACAAACGAAAAAGGCAACAAUGGACUCUGCCAACAAUACGCUUAUGCGACUCUUGUACUUGCACAAUGGUUGCGCUGUCGACAAUGGUUGCUAUUUAUCCGUCAAUGUGCUAUAAAAUGACCAUUGCGUCAAGAAAGCACCCCAUUCUGCUAUGCAGGCCAUCGACAUGAACGCCAUUUCCUCCGUUGUUUCUUUUCUUACCGACGCGCUUAUUCCUUUCUGUUCUCCCAUAACGGUCCAGAAAAUUCGCUUCCAGCUCAUGACAUCUCUCCGUUCAGUGCAAUCUCUGUCACUCAUCCCAUAUGUCCACCCCCCACGUCCCAUUUAUAAUGCUUGCCUCAUUACCGGCUUGCCGUGGGCCCAGUGGAUGCUCCUGCUCGGCAACCAGCCGAUCCAUAUAACCAUUACACCCCUUCACGUCUAUGCUCACGUUUCCACCCGCAUGAUUACCCUCUGGCAGGCGGAUGCUGACUUAAGUCCAACGAACAUUCCUUCCGUCGCUCGCCAGCGACCUUUGGCAAAACCCAAACCAUGCGUUCGCGCUCGUCUACCCAUUUGCGUACCUACCCUUCUGGACCUCAGUCUACCCGAGGCAGAGGCAGAUAUGGACUGUGACUCAGAUGCGGAGUCUACUGCGUCGUCAUCGUGUUUCUCCUCCGCAUCGGAUGAGUCGAUGACCUCUGUGUCGUCCAAGGGGUCCUCCAAGUCCCGCUCGAAGCCAUAUCUCCCCCGCCAGGCGCCAAUACCCAAGCGAGUCGUCACGACUUACCUCUAUAACGGUGGAUCUACCGGCGUUGCCACGGGUGGUGUUAUGCUUGGUCCUCGAGCUACCACCAAAAAGCCUUCACCUCGCGUCUUGCUUGGCCCAGAUGAUGACGACAGCUGGAGGCACCGUGUUUGAGCAGACGUUUUCUAUUCUAUCUCAGGACUGUAUAUUCUAUCCUCAUGACCUUUAUGCUACUCAUCAAGAUCCCUUGUGUAUCCAUAGCUUAUUCUACUUACCUUCAUAGCCUUGCAUAAAUGAUGUAGCCACCUUUUAUAUCCCAGUGAUAUUACUUUAGUUUUCCCAUAACAACGUUGAACUUCACUGCUAAAAAAAUCAAAACUCGUCGUUGCGAUACUGCUUGUACGUAUGGGAUGACAUAGCGGUGAUGCGGCGUUGGUCUCAUUCCCGUUUUUUAAAUUCUGGUCGUAGUGUCCAUCUCAGAUUAUUGCUGGACACACCACAAAUUUGAGAUGAUAGCGAAGUCAACAGCCAUUAACAGUCAAUGGCAAUGGGUUGCAGGUG